Messenger RNA from Fonticula alba, 981 nucleotides. RefSeq lists its product as hypothetical. The transcript is spliced from 3 exons. NCBI's taxonomy places the organism in Eukaryota, Rotosphaerida, Fonticulaceae. The record is from RefSeq and is a predicted model, not a curated record. Bases 1 to 981 code for a protein of 326 amino acids.
AUGAACUUCGGCCUCGCCCGGAAGAUUGCUGUCCCGGGCUUCGUGCCGUACACCACGCGCAAGGGGCCCAUCCUGCUGAGUGGCUUCACCCCCGAUGACCGGGCCCGGGCUCUCCACCGGCCGGUGGUCUUCGCAUCGCAGAGUGGCUCGGCACACCAGCUGCUGGCCGACCAAAUCUUCGGCCAGCCUACCUCCCUCGGCCGGGUGCCGGUAUCGCCGCCGACCGUCUUCCCGCCGCGCGAGGCGGCCUCCUACCCGGAUGAGGAUGUUCCCCUGCCGGUGACCACCCGAGCAGUUGCCUCGUCCUCGGUGCAUGGCCACCGUCUGGCGCCAAUCUUCGCCGUCGGCGCUGGGCUGGCCGACUACGGUGUCCUCUCAUGCCGGGACCUGGACCUGGCCAAUGCGUAUCUCGCUCGCGCCGGGGCCAUGGCCGGACUGCUGGGCAUGUGCGAGCAAACCGAUCGCUCGGUGGGCGGCCAUCUGGCCCUGAGCUCCGGCCGGGUAAUCCUCCCGGCCCAUGCGACCGAGCAUGAUACCAUGCUGGUGCGUGACUGGGCCGAGCGCCAGAAUGCCACCCUGACCGAGGCCAUGCUCCGGCACUUUGAUUCGAUGUACCCCGCGCCGGCGGGCACCUCGGCCACCAACAGUGCCACCCUGGCGCCGGGCAGCAGGCCCCUCAGCCCGGUGGCUUGGGCCGGUGUGCCGGCCGCGGUGGCUGCCUGGUGGCUGCCGCACGCGGAGCGUCUUUUGGCCGCAGCAGCCGGGCACCCAGAGGCGGUGGCCGUCUUCCAGCCGCGCUUUGUCCCGGCGGCCGUGCUGAUCCCCCACUAUCGGCACUGGACCCUUACCGGCAUGGUUGCCCUCUUUUCGUCGCUCCUCUACCUGUUCAUCAUGGCCGUGGUGGUGAUGAUCAUGGUGCGCGUGCUUCGGUACAGUCUCCGGCAGUUCCGCGGGGCGGUCGCCGCACGGACCGGCCGGUAA